AUGAUAUUCUCUUAUGGAUUAAUUUUCAUCAUUUUUAUCAACCUAAUUAAUUUAAUAGCCGAAAGAAUAAAUAAUAUCCCUUCAUUGUUUAGACAUAAAAGAGAACAACAAUCCCUUACAUAUCCACCAAUUUAUCAUAUUUGUGGAAAUUUUCCAAAUUUUAUUUAUUCUUUAUUACCCUGUCAAGUUUGUCGAAAUGGUGGGCGUUCACUAAACCUACCAUGUACAUCCCCAAUUCAAUGUGUUAUUUACUACACACAAGGAGCAACAGAAUGUAUAGACAGUCAAUGUUGCACGGCUAUUUCUUCUCUAGAAACAUUAAAUGUUCAACCCUCCAUACAAUUUGAACAACAAAAUGGACAACAACAAAAUAAUCUAAUUGAAGAACAAACUGAAGGUUCUUUGUUAAGGGAGGAUUUUUAAAUUCUAGCUUAAGGUUAUUGCCCAAAUAAUGAGCGCUCCAAAACUCGUUGCAGGUUAGCGUGAUUGUUGUGAAAUUCUUUAAAAUGUGUUUUAAUGGUAGACGAGGCUUGAGGCAUUUCUUGAGUUAAUCCACUUGGUCCAUCCCAGAAUGUCAAUCCCUUAGAGGUCAACUCCUUUUGGAGAGAACUUC
Meloidogyne enterolobii is the source of this 613-nucleotide messenger RNA. NCBI's taxonomy places the organism in Eukaryota, Metazoa, Nematoda, Chromadorea, Rhabditida, Meloidogynidae. The record is from the annotation of a GenBank genome assembly.